This is a messenger RNA of Clunio marinus, 213 nucleotides long. The record is from the annotation of a GenBank genome assembly. NCBI's taxonomy places the organism in Eukaryota, Metazoa, Arthropoda, Insecta, Diptera, Chironomidae.
AUGGCUGAAACCACACAACAGUUUCUAUUGAACAUUUCAGGUGUUUUCAAGCACUUUCUUCCACACAACAUUUUAAUGAGGCUUAGACAUGUCAUCGGCUAUAAUCAAGAAGAAAAAACUCCCCAGAUAAAUCUUCUUCUGUUUCUUUUGUCAUUGAAACAUGACUUCACAAUGAAAUUGAAGAUUACAAAGUCCCUUCAUCAUCAACCCUGA